This is a messenger RNA of Drosophila novamexicana, 654 nucleotides long. RefSeq names its product enhancer of split mgamma protein (gene E(spl)mgamma-HLH). Bases 1 to 654 code for a protein of 217 amino acids. Gene Ontology annotation, biological process: anterior/posterior pattern specification; regulation of neurogenesis; regulation of transcription by RNA polymerase II. Gene Ontology annotation, molecular function: DNA-binding transcription factor activity, RNA polymerase II-specific; RNA polymerase II cis-regulatory region sequence-specific DNA binding; protein dimerization activity. Gene Ontology annotation, cellular component: nucleus. The record is from RefSeq and is a predicted model, not a curated record. The transcript has a single exon. Lineage: Eukaryota; Metazoa; Arthropoda; Insecta; Diptera; Drosophilidae.
AUGUCGUCAAUGCAAAUAUCGGAAAUGUCCAAGACGUACCAAUACCGCAAGGUCAUGAAGCCAUUGCUGGAGCGCAAGCGGCGCGCACGCAUCAACAAGUGUCUAGAUGAGCUAAAGGAUCUGAUGGUCGCCACGCUGGAAUCGGAGGGCGAGCAUGUCACACGCUUGGAAAAGGCCGACAUACUCGAGCUGACCGUCACCCAUCUGCAGAAGAUGAAGCAACAGCGCCAGCACAAGCGCGCCAAUGGUGGCGCCGAGACACUUACGCCUGCCGAGGGCUUCCGCUCCGGAUAUAUACACGCCGUCAAUGAGGUGUCCCGCUCGCUGUCCCAGCUGCCCGGCAUGAAUGUCAGCCUGGGCACACAGUUAAUGACACAUUUGGGCCAGCGGCUUAAUCAACUGCAGCCCGCCGUAAAGGAGGUGCUCCCAGUGACAGAGCCACUCUCCGUGCACAUUGCCAGCCGGGAUGCCUACUCUGUGCCCAUUUCGCCCAUCUCCAGCUAUGCCGGCAGCCCCAACUCAAGUGUGGCCAGCGAACAACUGGGCAGCGCCUCGCUCCUGACCACUUGCUCCAGCAAUCUCAGCAUUGAUGUCACCAAAAUGGAGGAGGUGGCAGACAGCGAGGAUGAGGAGAAUGUCUGGCGGCCUUGGUAG